Molecule: messenger RNA, 1445 nt
Organism: Boleophthalmus pectinirostris (great blue-spotted mudskipper)
Lineage: Eukaryota; Metazoa; Chordata; Actinopteri; Gobiiformes; Gobiidae
Exons: 8
Coding region: 67-903 (278 amino acids)
Source: RefSeq, a predicted model, not a curated record
CGUCUUUUACUUUCAUUUUCUUCGAAAACAAGGAAGUACGCGUAGGAUUUUGAGGUGGUGGCCAUCAUGACAAACCUCCUGGAGGAGAUCAGGGAAAUCAGUGAAGAUGCAGCAUCAGAACUGGAAAGUAUAGGAUUUAUAAGUGACACCGACAUAAAGUCCCUCAACAGACAGGACCUGCUGGAGCUACUUCCUGGGAAACAUAAUCUGAGAUUGAGAAAGCAAAUAUAUGAAUAUAUUUGCAAUUUACAACCAAAUAACAAGGUAGAAAGAGAAAAUCCUCCUGUGAGAGCAAAUGAAGAUGCGAAUACUGCAAAUUCAGGUUCAAGUUCUGCUAAUUCAGAAAAUUCCAAUUCUGGCACUUUCGCAUUUCUUUCACAUUUGUUGCCACCAUCCCUGCAAAGACAAGCAUCUUCAGGUUCUGCUACAACUGCACAAACAAAGACUAAUACCAACCCAACUGCAAAGACACAAUUAGCCACUGUCAGGUACAAGAUGGUGGUCAGUGGUAAAACACUGGAUAAACACCGUGACAUCAUAGAGAAGUUAAACGGUCCAGUUCCCAGAUGCAAUGUUUUUCUGAAACUGCAUGAAGCCACAGAUGAGUCCUGCCAGGUCAUCCUUCUCUUCUGUCCAGUGGUCUCACGCAUGGGGACAGAUUUGGAUGCAGCCCAGCGUAAAAUUUCAAGUGAGAAACCCCUCAUUGUUGUUGCGAUGCACCACAUGCAUACUCCAACAAGUCUCCCAGCCCCAAAAACAAGAUUCAUUCAUGAUCUUGGUGUAAAUGUUUUCUUUCACGAGACUGUCAAUGGUCUGCUGAACUGCCCACAGAAUGAAGCCGCCAUAACUGAGAUGAAAACAAAGUUAUUUGAAUACAGCACAAAAAGAAUUUCCCCAAACUAACUAAGAACAAGAACUAACCAAAUAAUAGCAUAUUCCCCCAGUCACCGUGGAGAUGUUUUUGCUUUGCCUGGAAUUUUUUGCUUUGCCUGGAAUGUUCCACAGUAUGAUCUUAAAUGUAGCUAACAUACAUUAUUCUAUUGCAGGUAUCUUUACUGUUUAGUAAAUGUACAGUCUGACUCCUCUACACAGAUCAUCUGACCUGUGACUUGGCCGGCUACAUUUACCUGCUUGUCUUUAGAACAUUCCAGACAAAGCAAAUAUUAUGUCAAUAGAGACAUAAUAUUGCUUUUUGCUCUUCGCUCUUUACAAGAAAAGUUACAUAGUGUACAUUUAAAUGCAGCAAUGAAAUUAAGUGAAGCAGCAGAGUGGCAGAUUAACUGCUUCAUGUUGUUGUACUAAUGGUAAAUACAUAAUAUAAAUUAAAAGGAGGAUUCAUAAGAGUGUGGUGAUUUAAAGCAAAAAUAACUUAUUAUUGUAUUGUUUGACCAGUAUAAAAAAUUUAAUUUUCCAGUGUAAUAAAAGAAUGCAUUUCUUUUCCUGAA